UUAUUUAUUUAUUUUUCUUUAGCUUUUCCUUUUCCCUUUUCUUCUGUUCGUUCAUGUGAACAUGAUUGAUGCUUAUAGAAGCCGAUGGUAAUAGGGUUUAGAAUUGGAUACAGAUUUUUUAUUUACACGUCUCACUGUCCAUGCAGUAACCAAAAUUAUUCUUUCGUUCCCCACAAAAUUUAUAAAAUCCUCUCUCUCUCUCUUAACUCGUUCCUCCUAGGAAUCCCAGAUCUUCAUACCCAUUGCUCCCCUUAGCUUCAUAUGAUUGAUGGCAAAACCGAGUUCAGCUGAUGGUAGGACUAGAAGCUCUGUGCAGAUCUUUAUAAUAGUUGGUCUGUGCUGUUUCUUCUAUAUAUUGGGUGCAUGGCAGAGAAGUGGCUUUGGAAAGGGAGAUAGCAUCGCAUUGGAGAUUACUAAGAAAGAAACAAACUGUAAUAUAAUUCCAAAUUUGAGUUUUGACUCUCACCAUGGUGGAGAAGUUAGCAAAAUUGAUGAAUUUGAGUCAAAAUCCAAGGUAUUUGAAGCUUGCGAUGCUCGAUACACUGAUUACACUCCCUGCCAAGAUCAACGGCGUGCCAUGACUUUUCCUAGAGACAAUAUGAAUUAUCGCGAGAGGCAUUGCCCCCCUGAGGAAGAAAAGUUGCACUGUUUGAUCCCAGCACCCAAGGGGUAUGUAACGCCAUUUCCAUGGCCGAAGAGCCGUGAUUAUGUUCCAUAUGCAAAUGCACCGUACAAGAGCCUUACAGUUGAGAAGGCUAUUCAGAACUGGAUCCAGUACGAGGGAAAUGUGUUUAGAUUCCCUGGUGGUGGAACCCAAUUUCCACAAGGUGCAGACAAAUAUAUUGAUCAGCUUGCUUCUGUGAUACCUAUAAAGGAUGGGACUGUUAGGACAGCACUGGACACUGGUUGUGGGGUUGCCAGUUGGGGUGCAUAUCUCUGGAGCAGAAAUGUUAUUGCCAUGUCAUUUGCGCCAAGGGACUCUCAUGAAGCACAAGUACAGUUUGCUCUUGAAAGGGGUGUACCUGCUGUCAUUGGUGUUCUGGGAACCAUAAAAUUGCCUUAUCCUUCUGCAGCUUUUGACAUGGCACAUUGCUCUCGCUGCUUGAUUCCUUGGGGAGCAAAUGAUGGGAUGUAUAUGAUGGAGGUUGACCGAGUACUAAGACCUGGUGGUUAUUGGGUGCUUUCUGGUCCUCCAAUCAAUUGGAAGGUUAACUACAAAGCCUGGCAGAGACCUAGGGAGGAUCUUGAAGAAGAACAAAGAAAGAUUGAAGAGACUGCUAAACUCCUUUGCUGGGAGAAGAAGUCUGAGAAGUCUGAAAUUGCCAUUUGGCAAAAAACUUUGGACUCUGAAUCAUGUCGCAGCAGACAAGAAGAUUCUAGUGUAAAAUUCUGUGAAUCAACAGAUGCUAAUGAUGUCUGGUAUAAGAAAAUGGAGGUCUGCAUUACUCCAAGUCCUAAAGUUUCUGGUGACCUUAAGCCAUUUCCAGAUAGGCUAUAUGCCAUCCCUCCUAGAAUUGCUGGUGGCUCUGUUCCUGGAGUUUCGGUUGAGUCAUACCAAGAAGAUAACAAAAAGUGGAAAAAGCAUGUAAAUGCUUAUAAGAAAAUUAACAGACUCCUGGAUUCUGGAAGGUAUCGCAACAUUAUGGAUAUGAAUGCUGGAUUGGGUAGUUUUGCUGCUGCUAUUCAAUCAUCGAAGUUAUGGGUUAUGAAUGUUGUGCCUACAAUAGCUGAGAAAAGUACCCUGGGUGUCAUUUAUGAGCGAGGACUUAUAGGCAUCUAUCAUGAUUGGUGCGAAGCCUUCUCCACUUACCCAAGGACAUACGACCUUAUUCAUAGCCAUGGUCUCUUUAGUCUGUACAAGGAUACAUGUAAUAUAGAAGACAUUCUUCUGGAGAUGGACCGGAUUUUACGCCCAGAAGGUGCUGUAAUAUUCCGCGAUGAAGUCGAUAUCUUAAUUAAGGUAAAGAAAUUGGUUGAAGGAAUGAAAUGGGAUACUAAAAUGGUUGAUCAUGAGGAUGGUCCACUUGUUCCUGAGAAGAUACUGAUUGCUGUCAAGCAGUAUUGGGUUACAAAUGGAACCUCUACACAAUAAUCACUGAAGACAAGUUGAAAGGCUUGGCCUUGUGCUGCCAUUACCUUUCUAUAUACUAUUCUUGCAGAGUUCGGCUUUGCAUGAGCAUUUUGCCUUAACUAAUCUCAAGUGUGGCACAGGAAGGUGGAUACUUGGCUUAACAAAACAUCACAACUGUGUCACUUAGCUCAAGGUUUAUGUCUCUAGGCAUUUUUUUCUUCUUCUCAUAAUUUAAUUUUCUUGUUAUACGAUGUUACAUUCAAAAGUCAAGCUAAGACUGACAUUUUUCAAUAGUUAUCUUAUUUUCUCUGAAUUUGAA
Molecule: messenger RNA, 2390 nt
Organism: Cajanus cajan (pigeon pea)
Lineage: Eukaryota; Viridiplantae; Streptophyta; Magnoliopsida; Fabales; Fabaceae
Product: putative methyltransferase PMT2
Cellular component (GO): trans-Golgi network; cytoplasm; endosome
Molecular function (GO): methyltransferase activity
Source: RefSeq, a predicted model, not a curated record